AUGGAUGACGCCAUUGGAUAUGUCAACAAAAUUAAAACUUGUUGCAGACAUACAGACAGAAGGGAACAACGCCCAAUUCAGGAAGUCUAUCUACAAGUGGCUUUAUCAUUCAACUCGGCUCCUGACUUAUUAGCAGACUUUAAAAAGUUCUUACUGGACCCAGAUAACAUAGCCAAUCCUGUGAUGGAACCAGUCAGAGUGUAUUGGCAAACACCUUCCCUCCUUGAUUUGUAA
Messenger RNA from Saccharomycopsis crataegensis, 234 nucleotides. RefSeq lists its product as uncharacterized. Lineage: Eukaryota; Fungi; Ascomycota; Saccharomycetes; Ascoideales; Saccharomycopsidaceae. The record is from RefSeq and is a predicted model, not a curated record. Gene Ontology annotation, biological process: regulation of DNA-templated transcription. The transcript is spliced from 2 exons. Bases 1 to 234 code for a protein of 77 amino acids.